Molecule: messenger RNA, 1772 nt
Organism: Humulus lupulus (European hop)
Lineage: Eukaryota; Viridiplantae; Streptophyta; Magnoliopsida; Rosales; Cannabaceae
Product: probable aspartyl protease At4g16563
Exons: 1
Coding region: 79-1473 (464 amino acids)
Biological process (GO): proteolysis
Cellular component (GO): extracellular region
Molecular function (GO): aspartic-type endopeptidase activity
Source: RefSeq, a predicted model, not a curated record
GACCAUGAAGAGUACAAAAAGCCUCUUCUGUUGGCCUCGAAUUCAUUUCUAUCAGAGCAGAAGGAGGACUCAAAAUCCAUGGCUUCUUCUUCUGCAACUUCGUUUCUCUCUUUCAUCACUCUCGUCUCACUUUUCCUCUUACCAUUGUCAUCAUCUUCUUCUUCAGAAAAUUCCAUAACCAUUCCUCUCUCCGUUUAUCCCCAAACACCAUCUUCAGAUCCAUUUGAAACUCUCAAUUUCCUCGCCUCUGCAUCAAUUUCCAGAGCUCACCGUCUCAAACAGCCAAAAUCCAAUUCCACCUUCGUCACCAAAACCCCUCUCUUCCCUCGGAGCUAUGGAGCUUACUCUAUAUCUCUUAAAUUCGGUUCACCACCACAAACCUCCUCCUUCAUCAUGGAUACGGGUAGUAGCUUGGUCUGGCUCCCUUGUACCUCUCGGUACCUCUGUUCCAGGUGUGCCUUCCCAAACGUUGAUCCGUCAAAGAUCCCAACAUUUUCGCCAAAGCUUUCUUCUUCUGCCGAGCUCAUCGGGUGUGAAAAUCGCAAAUGCAAAUGGGUUCAGGGGCCUAAUGUCAAAUGCAAAGAUUGCGACCAAAAGAAGGGAAACUGUACGCAGAGUUGCCCUGCUUAUAUAAUCCAGUACGGGUCCGGGUCAACAGCCGGGCUUUUACUUUCCGAGACACUUUCUUUCCCGGAAAAAGCUUUCACCAAUAUUCUAAUCGGUUGCUCCCUGCUCUCGAUUCGUCAGCCAUCUGGAAUCGCUGGGUUCGGCCGCGGACUCGAAUCGCUUCCCUCCCAAUUGGGUCUCACAAAAUUUUCUCACUGCUUAGUUUCUCGCCAGUUCGAUGACACUUCGGUGAGCAGUGACCUUGUUCUGUACCGCUCCGGCGAUCACAAAACAGCGGGUGAAAUCAGCUACAGCCCGUUUCAGAAGAAUCCAUCCACCUCAAACCCUGCAUUUAAAGAGUACUACUACGUACUCAUACGAAAAAUCGUCGUCGGCGGCAAGCGAGUUAAGAUUCCGUACGAGUAUCUGGUCCCGGGAUCUGACGGUAACGGCGGUACCAUAGUUGAUUCCGGGUCAACGUUCACGUAUUUAGAGAAGCCGGUUUACGAUGCCGUAACGGCAGAGUUCGCUAAACAAAUGUCUCAUUACAAGAGAGAACUCAAGGUAGAAAACCAGACCGGUUUAAGCCCCUGUUUCGAUAUUUCUCAGGAAAAAUCAGUGAAUUUCCCGGAUUUGGUUUUUCAAUUCAAAGGGGGUGCGAAAAUGGCUUUUCCAGUAGAGAAUUACUUUGCCUUGGUCUCUGGCUCUGGCAUCGUGUGUUUGACGAUGGUGACUAACAAUGUGGCCGGCCCCGAAAUCAGCGCCGGACCGGCCAUCAUUUUGGGCAGUUUCCAACAGCAGAAUUUUUAUGUAGAAUAUGAUUUGAAGAACGACAGGUUUGGAUUUCGUCCUCAAUCUUGUAAAUGAGGUUGAAACGACAAGUCGUUUUGUCAUGGUAAUUGAAUGAAAGAAUUAACUGACAAGAAUUCGUGGUCGCACUCUCGCGGGUGCAAAUUGCGGCGGAAGAGGGGACGGCGUUGCGCUCAGUCCGCCGACUCCCUUAGGAAAUUGUUUUAUUGUGUUUUCUUUUAUUUUCACUUUUUAUUUUAUGGGUUACUGAAAGUUGACAAUGAAAGUGAUAAAUAUGAUGGGGUUGAUACUAUGCUAAAGGCUUAAAUUAUGCUUUUUCCAUGAUAGUUGAUCGUGAACAAAGAUGACUUUCUUUA